AAAAUUCAAGAUUGGAUUCCUUUCUCCGAAAAUCAGUUGAUGGAGGCGGUAAUUCCACACGAAUCCGGAAAAGUAGAAUCUAUUUGUGUUAGGCUGCAGAAGCUCACAGUGUUGCGUAUUAGCGCUUAUCCCCAGGUUGAUGCCCUGGAGCGAGCCAACCAUGAAGUUGGUGAACUCGUUGGCCUCCUACAAACCACCACUCGCCUUCCGCGACUGCCUUGUUUCCGGGCUACUUGGACGGAGGCCUGGUCACAUGGCUUUGGUGCUGCUUCCGGGCCUUCCUGGACAUCAAGUCAACCUAGUGAGAUUUCCGGGGAGUAUACCAACAAUGGCGUUUCGCCUUGCUCCCCGACAGAAAGCGUGGCCUUGUUAGGCAGUACUGCUUCCUUAAGACAAGGAGGAAGUGUGCCCUCUUCUUGUGACACGAAGGCUUCUGAUGUUCCCGCAACUCGUCGUGGGUUGCAGAGAUGCUCUAUUAAAGAGGCAAUGACUGGAGGCGGCUGGAGAGCUGAAUCUAACUCUGGAUCUCCGGGACCCCCAGAUCUGGUUGAUUGGAUGGACCACGUUGCAGCCAGAUGGAGCCAGUUGAUAGCUCGGUUAUCAGAUCACGAGGUUUGUUUGAAAGCUUGCAUAAGGGAUGAUAGUACAAUGAAUAAUAGGCCUAUAGGUCUAGCUUAUGAACUUAACAACCGGAUUAUCUUGUACAAAUACUCUAGUCUACCUUUGGGAGGCAAAAAUUAG
Protopolystoma xenopodis is the source of this 741-nucleotide messenger RNA. Lineage: Eukaryota; Metazoa; Platyhelminthes; Monogenea; Polystomatidea; Polystomatidae. The record is from the annotation of a GenBank genome assembly.